AUGGCCUCCUUUAAGGAAGAUGAACAGCAAAGAGUAAAGGUCCUCAUGGUGGCCAUGCACAGGAAGGAGAAGAAAGGUGAACUUGUGAAUGGAAAACUGUUCAGAGUAAAUCCAAGGUUCCAGGAAAAUAAUAAGCUAUUGACGUGUAUGUACUUUGAGAAUGAGCCGUCCCUCUCGCUUCUCUUGCAGGCUCCAGCUGAAGGCGAGGCGAAGGAGGAGCCAAAGAGAAGGUCGGCCAGACUAUCUGCUAAACCUGCUCCGCCUAAACCGGAGCCAAAGCCCAAAAAGGCAGCACCUAAGAAAGAAAAGGCAGCAAACGAUAAAAAGGAAGACAAAAAGGCAGCAACAAAAGGGAAGAAAGGAGCCAAAGGCAAAGAUGAAACUAAACAAGAGGAUGCAAAAGAAGAAAACCACUCUGAAAAUGGAGAUACCAAAACUAAUGAGGCACCAGCUGCUGAAGCAUCUGAUGAUAAGGAAGCCAAGUCCGAGUAAUGUUAACCCUGCCCUAUAUCUCCAUCAUUUGGUAUCCGUACCUCCAUGCUGUAUUGUUAACAGAGAGGAAUAUUUUUAUCAACUAUUUUAUAAAUGCAGGUUUUUUUAGCAUGAAUUUAAUUAUGGAACAUCUUCAUCUCGGUUACUUGGGAAUUGAAUCCCUAACAAACAAAACAAAAAAAAUAUCAUUGUUUUUAAAUUUUGUGAUUGUAAUAGUUUGUAUGGUACAUGGAAAGAAUAAGUGGUGGUAGCUUUUGACUUCUGUCAGUGUGUCCCUUUUUGUGUAAGUCAUGCUUACAGAGUUCAGAUUUUAAUUUUACCCUUGUAUGUGUUGUAUGGUUUCUUAAAGUGGGGAGGUCUCAAAACAAAUAACUGUGUUAAACAUUCCAGUGGUUCUGUGGGUUGCUUUUAUAAAGAAGGUGAGCUAUUUUCAU
This is a messenger RNA of Meleagris gallopavo (turkey), 926 nucleotides long. NCBI's taxonomy places the organism in Eukaryota, Metazoa, Chordata, Aves, Galliformes, Phasianidae. The record is from RefSeq and is a predicted model, not a curated record.